AUGCCCUUCGCCGUGGGCCAGUCGACGACGGUGCUCGAGGGCCUCGCGCCCUACGAGUCGCCGGAAUCGCUGCCGAAGCUCUACGAGUUCGAGGCGUGCCCGUUCUGCCGGCGCGCGCGCGAGGCCGUCACGGCCCUGGACCUCGAGGUCGAGAUCUACCCCUGCGGCCGCGGGUCGCGGCACCGCGCCGCGGCCAGGGCGCUCGGCGGCAAGGAGCAGUUCCCGCUGCUCGUCGACGGCGAGCGGGUGCUCUACGAGUCCGAGGCCAUCGUCGCGUACCUCGCGGCCAAGCGCGGCGCGGCGCCGGAGGCGCUCGCGGACGGCGGCGGCGCGGCGCCGUCGCUCGCGGCGACGGCGCUCCGCUUCGGCCGCGGCGCCGCCGUGUCGCCCGCGGCGCCCGCGGCGGCGCCGGCGAAGCUGCUCGAGCUCUACUCCUACGACGGGAACCAGUUCUGCCGCCUCGUGCGCGAGGCGCUGUGCGAGCUCGACAUCCCCUACGUCCUGCGGUCGGCGGGCAAGGGCAGCCCGCGCCGCGCGGCCCUCGAGGCGCUCGCCGGGAGCAGCCGGUGCCCGUACCUCGUCGACCCGAACACGGGCGCCGCGCUCGGCGAGUCCGCGGACAUCGUCGACUACCUGCGGACGACCUACGGC
Molecule: messenger RNA, 651 nt
Organism: Aureococcus anophagefferens
Lineage: Eukaryota; Pelagophyceae; Pelagomonadales; Pelagomonadaceae
Exons: 1
Cellular component (GO): chloroplast
Source: RefSeq, a predicted model, not a curated record